AUGAGUUGGAUCCGAUGGCAGGGAAGGCUGCCGGACAGACCUGUUCCUUUGGUUUGUUGGUCAGGUCUGGAUCAGAAUCACGGUGGGGAGUACGCUGCCUAUGAGGCCCUGAUUGAGAGGUUCAUAGCAGCUCUCAGAACCUGUGAGGUCACUCCAUACGUGCUUAUGGAUGGAGGCUCAGAUCUCACAACCAAGGAGCUUGAAACNGUUGGAAGUAACGACACACAAAACNCCCUGGAGGCGGCGCUGGAGCUGAUGGGAGAACUGAGCAAGAACAGCAAGGCAGAGCUGCUGCAGAAGCUGUCUGUUGGGAUGAAGGAAUACCAGCUGCCCUCCAGCUCCCUAACAGGGUUCUUCAUCCACGGGGUGGCCCCACUGUUCCCAGCAGUGGAAGAGGUGGUGGGUCUUGUCCCAGACUGGACUCGGCUGCAACUGAUGCAGGCCCGGCUGACCCCAGACGUCUUGGAUGUGUUGCUGCUGCGUAGGAUGAAUCUCAGUGUCACCAUGGGACAUAAAGACCUGCCCAGCGUUAACCUGACCUCCAGGCCGCUCCGCCAGGUGAUGUACGGGCUGCUGCUGGGCGGAGGGAAGUCAGUGCAGGUGGAGGAGGUUUCUGAUGUGAAGCUAAUGCUGUAUUGUUUCUCAACAGUUUGUGUUUUGUUUCUUGGGGCAGCAGCCACCAGGUGGCUGACGGCAUUUCACAGUGAUGCAGUACAACCUGUGAAUGAGGUGUGUGUCUGUUUGUGUGUUGCAGGUUUGCAGGCUGAACAUCGACGCAGUAAACUAAAGUUGGAUGUGGCUCAUGCCUUCAACCAGUGGCAGGUCUGCCUGAGGGACGCCAUCCACUUGAACCAGCUGCUGGGCUUCCCUCUGCCUGAGCCAGACGUUGCACGGUUGUAUCAGGGGACACUGGUCCACCAGCUGGUCCACAAGGUGAGGACAGGAUGCAAACUGAAGGCCUUCUUGAGGAGCGACCGGUCCAGCGUGAAGCAGUACCACGCCAUGCUGUCCAUCAUCCAACAGUUUUAUGCCCGGGAGGCAUUCACACUCUCGGAGACCCGUCAGAAAACGGUGGCACGGCAGCAGCCUCUCGAUGACCUCACGGUCAGCCUGCAGUGGCUGUACCAUGAUGAGGAGGCGGUGGCUGAAGCUGGCAUUGCGGUGCGAGCACUGGAGGAGCUGCACCUGGUUGACCAGGUGUUGGUGAGAACUCGCUACAGAACCAAGGAGAGGAGAAACAGGUGCAACAAACCAGAAAUGUCCCGGAAGGAGGAGUGCCGAGGACAAGACCUCCUCUGAUGAACAGCUCAGCACUGACUGCUCUUUAUUCAGCAGGAAGACAUCAGAAAUCCUGUCAGCUCACUCCAGGUUUCAUCUUUCUGCUACUCAGUGUAUUCCUUUAAAGAAAUCUUUCAUAGGGGUGACAAGAUGGGGGCAUAGGAAGUCUUGGGGUAGAACACAAAAACCCAAAGCCAAAUCUGAAUUUCACUCAUUUUACUAUGUUGUUGGUAUAUAGAUGCUAAAUGAGAGUUUAUGUGAAAGUACAUCACAUAAGUGCAGUUUAAGUGAUGAACACAUUAAUGCAUCAACAGUUUUAGUCCAGUCAUGGAUUGUAGACGUUUCCCUUUAUGAAAGUAAGAGACUGAUGAGAACAUAUCGAACCACCAGAACAUCUGCUGCACAUACGAUCACUGCAAAAUCUACGAAAAUUUACUUGAGUUAAAUUUCUCUGCAAACAAAAAUUUACAUGUCUGUAUGUCUACCAACAAUACAGACAUGAAACAGUUUAUUCACUGCAAAUUAGAACACAAGCAACAGUCAAACGCCUUGGAGAUGGGUUUGUCCAGCUGAAAACUCCUCAGGAAUGUUCACUUUUCUAUUAUCUAUUUUUAUUUAUUAUUUGUGUUGAUCUUAUUUCUUUAAUGUGAAUGUUUAAGUGAUGAGCAGCUUAUCAGGGCCUUUAUGUUAGACUGAUGUGGACUCUCUGCAGCUCCUUUUGUCACACUGGGCUUUACAAAUGUAAAAACGUUUUCAGAACCAGCAGAAACACCGUAAAAAUCAAGGUCGUGUUGUUUAUUGUGCUGCUCAUCUUGGCUGAAACAUCAAUUUGCUGUUUAAAAAAAAUUAAAAUAAAAUUUAAUUAAAAACACAAGUAUGUUAAAUUCCCAAUAAUAACCAAAAUAGUAUUUUUAAAGACUGCUUUUUAAAUCAGUACUGAACAUAUAAAUUACAUGUUAAUUGUGGGUUCUUUGAUGAAUAAUAAAGUCUUAUGGAGUGAAAAUCUGAAAAGUCUUUAAAUAUUUAACUAUAAGAGUGUUUGAUCUCUGUAUGGAAGUCUGCUGCUGCCAAUAUCAAAAUAAAAUCAUUCAAUAACAAAACCAA
This is a messenger RNA of Stegastes partitus (bicolor damselfish), 2382 nucleotides long. RefSeq names its product protein asteroid homolog 1-like. The coding region runs from base 1 to 1299 and encodes 432 amino acids. Lineage: Eukaryota; Metazoa; Chordata; Actinopteri; Pomacentridae. The record is from RefSeq and is a predicted model, not a curated record. The transcript is spliced from 6 exons.